AUGUUUACACGGUGCCUUCAACUCAAGUUAAAUCAAAUUCGACAAUUCUUUUGGAUUUUACGAUCGCGUCAAGUCAUUAAAUCGGUAAUUUAUAAUUGCGUUACGUGUGUUCGUCUUAAAGCAACGGUUGCUGAACAGUUAAUGGGAUCAUUGCCGAUUAAUCGUGUUUCGCGUCCUUUAAGGCCCUUUUUACACGUCGGAGUGGACUACGCUGGUCCUAUUAAAUUAAAAUCACAAAAGGGUCGUGGACAUUCGUCUCAUAUGGCUUAUAUCGCCGUAUUUAUUUGUUUUGCUGUUCGAGCAAUCCACUUAGAGAUUGUCAGUGAUUAUACGUCAGAAGCUUUUAUUGCGACUUUAAAGCGUUUCGUAAGUCGUCGUGGAUUACCCCAAGUCAUUUACAGUGACAAUGGAACUAAUUUCAAGGGUGCUCAACGGGAACUUGAUGAAGUUUUUAAAUCGGUCGUUAAAUCGGCUGAAAUACAAUCAUAUGUAAUUAAUGAUAAAAUUCGAUGGGAAUUCAUUCCUCCAGCUGUGGCGCAUUUUGGUGGGAUUUGGGAAUUCGGCGUUCGUAGUGUUAAAUAUCAUUUGAGAAGGGUUUGA
Messenger RNA from Leptopilina boulardi, 600 nucleotides. RefSeq lists its product as uncharacterized. Gene Ontology annotation, molecular function: nucleic acid binding. The record is from RefSeq and is a predicted model, not a curated record. Gene Ontology annotation, biological process: DNA integration. Lineage: Eukaryota; Metazoa; Arthropoda; Insecta; Hymenoptera; Figitidae. Bases 1 to 600 code for a protein of 199 amino acids. The transcript has a single exon.